GCAUGUGUGUGUGUGCGUGCAGGGUAAAGAGAGUGAGCGGGAGAACGAGAACGAGAGCGAAGGGAAAAGGAACUGUAAGCCAGUCACAGCAUCUCUUUCCCACUGCACCAGUUGGUGAGGGACAGCUCCUCUCUCCAAAAGGUUCCUAUUUAUUUAUUUCGUGCUUCACUCCAGGACUGCUUUGCUGAAUGAAAUUGUAUUUCUGUCUCUUCGGUUAUUCGUUUGGCGAAAGCUGAGUUCGGCUGGGGGAAUGGAAAUUAGAGGAGACUCACACAGAGGACAGCAUUGAAACUGGAACUCUCUGUACUGGCGGAGUCGUUUCUCUUUUGCUGUGGCUUGGUUUUUGUAACAAGGAGCAGACGUACUGAGUGGAAGAAAGAGUCAAAAGUCCAGACAGCUGUGCCUCCCCUGAAAAACACCUCCAAAAAACGUAUUUGAAUGGAACGGGCAUGUAUAUGUACUAAUAAUAUCAAUAAUGGAAACAUGCGCUUAAGAGGCGAGGCUGACGUAAAGAGCUUUCACCCUAGGCUGUAAACAAGCGGAAUGCAGAUUGAUCCCACAUCCAUCUCACCCGGCGCCCUGAACAGAAUUUCUAAGGAGACACAGUCCGAGGAGCUCUGAGACACCCAGAUGUCUUCUACCGGCUCCAGUAUCUAUUGAUCCGAUUGUGUGAGACUCCUGACAACUCCUACAUUCUUUGCCUGAAAGAUCCUCUUUUGCAACCAGAUUUUGCCUCUCAUAACCUGGAGAACGAAAGUUUCAGAAAAGUGCGUGGAUUGGGAUUCCAGAGACCAAAGACAGAUUUGUGGCUACACACACACAUAACAGGAUCCAGAUUAUUCUGCGCCUCCUUUGGCUUCUCUCUGAUUGGGGAACAUUGUAAAACAUAAUUCCCCCGGCGCUCUGUGGAAUGAGAGCUGUGAUAUUAACCACCGCAGAGAGCCCUGUGUUUGUCUAGCGUGUCUGUGUUUUGAUUCGGACAAUAGCGGGGCGUACAUGGGGUCCAGACACUGACCACGGGACCACUCACUACCCCAAAAUAAGAGGAUGUGCAUACUACAAGACUGAGAAACAAUUGCGGCUUGUCUAACAGCAUUUUGGAACUUUAGAGAGGACUUGAGGUAUGAACCAAACACAAUGGCUAACGGGGAUGUAAUUACUCGUAUGAAUUUGGGGUUUUCCCAGUGGAUCUUUCUCUGACAGUAAACAAGCUAUCUGAAAGUCGAAAUUAUACCGACACGCUAAAUGUUUUAAUACUAUUUUCUCUUAUCUAUAGUCUCAAAAUAGGAGUCACAUGCUCCCUGUCUUAUUUAAUCUGCAGUAGGAUCUGCACCAGAGCGCCCUGCCUGCCUGCCUCAUGUUUCUCCCCCACAUGCCGACUACCCUGCACCUCCUGUGCUUUUUGCUCUUGUGAGGACAACACCUGCUCUCCAUCCCCAGUCUCCCAGUGGCAGCCCUCUUAUGAAUCAGGAGAUGUGGCCGCAGACUGUUAGGGAGAGCAAUGGGGAUCCCUGCCGCCGGGAUAAAUGCCUGGCAUAGCACCGGUAGACCUUUUUCUGUUUUUGGAGGGAAUAUCUUUCUUCUUUCGACAAUUACCCCACUGCCUCUAAGCAUGACUGAUCGAAAAAGUAGAGCCAAGUCGGCAGUCCUGCUUUCCUAUGGGCUGUAUUGAUUUUCGUCAGUCAGUGUUCAUUUGAUUGAGACCCAGCUAUGUGAGAGCCGAGGUGAAAGAGCGAGAGAGGCUAGAACUCCCAUUUGCUGAGGGAGGCUACAGGCAGACAGGUCUUCAGUUACAGUCCAUCUGCAUCGUGGUUGGCACAGCACAAACCUGACCCACCUGGACCGCGCCCAGAACAAUGAACCAGUCAGCAUUGAUGACAGACCUGGUUCCCACUGCCAACAGCAGCCUGGUGGGCCCAGACCCCAACCACUCCUGUCCCCUGGGCUGGGGCCAGAACGAGGGCCUGGAGGCCUGUGUCUUGGAGACUGCGGUCAUCGUUCUGCUCACGGUGCUCAUCAUUGCCGGGAACCUGACGGUGAUCUUCGUGUUCCACUGCGCCCCCCUGCUACACCACUAUACCACCAGCUACUUCAUCCAGACUAUGGCCUACGCCGACCUGCUGGUUGGCCUCAGCUGCCUGGUGCCCACCCUGUCCCUGCUGCACUACCCGGCCAGCGUCCAGGAGCCCAUCACCUGCCAGGUCUUCAGCUACGUCAUCUCGGUGCUCAAGAGCGUCUCAAUGGCCUGUCUGGCCUGCAUCAGCGUGGAUCGCUACCUGGCCAUCACCAAACCCCUGUCCUACAACCAGCUGGUGACGCCGUGCCGGCUCCGCGGUUGCAUCGCCCUCAUCUGGGUCUACUCCAGCCUGGUCUUUCUGCCCUCUUUCUUUGGCUGGGGCAAGCCGGGUUACCACGGGGACAUCUUUGAGUGGUGCGCCCACUCCUGGCCCACCUCGGCGCUCUUCACAGGCUUUGUGGUAUGCCUACUGUACGCGCCCGCGGCCCUGGUAGUCUGCUUCACCUACUUCCACAUCUUCCGCAUCUGCCAGCAGCACAACCGGGAGAUCAGUGAGAGGCGAGCACGCUUCCCCAGCCAGGAGAUGGAGGCUGGGGAGGGUGGUGGCAGUGGCAGCGGCGGGGGGCACCACGCGGGUCAAGGGCCUGACAGGCGCUACGCCAUGGUGCUAUUCCGCAUCACCAGCGUCUUCUACAUGCUUUGGCUGCCCUACAUAAUCUAUUUCCUGUUGGAGAGCUCCCACGUGCUGGACAGUCCCGCCCUGUCCUUUGUAACAACCUGGUUGGCCAUCAGCAACAGCUUCUGCAACUGCGUCAUCUACAGCCUGUCCAACAGUGUGUUCCGCCUGGGCAUGCGCCGCCUCUCGCAGACACUCUGCUCCUUCAGCCACUGUGCAGCCGACGACAGGGACUUUGGCGAACCCAAGCCCAGGAAGAGGCCAAAGUCCUGCUCCAUCUGAGGCGUUGGAGGAUAUUGUUAGAAAAGCAGCGAAUUUCAAAGGUUACAUCUUUACAAAGCUGCUGAACAUUUAUUUGACAGGGCUGUCCCAGAGAGAAUUUAGGCUCAGACGGUUUGUUUUGAAGGAUACCAAUGACUUUUGCCACAGUCAUGCCAAGCCAUGAUUUACAGGCAAACGUUAGAUUGCUGAGAGAGGCUACGUUGUUUUAAAGGUUUACUUUCUGAACAACUAAAUGGAUGAGAGAUUGGUACUACAUUUUGGCUUUAAACCUGUGUAGUGGAGUUUAGCUGGUAACCUACUGUAUGUGCAUUCUUAUGUAAAACCUAAUUUGACCAUGGUUCUCAGGCUUUGAUGUUACAUUUUUUUGUUCCUCGACAGUCGGGUAAAAGUGCUUAUAAAAAUACAAAGUUAGAGGUCCUCAAAAUGGAUAAGCACUUUCCUCAAACAUUGAUGGGUGACCUCAUGAUUUAAGCAUCUCUGAUUUCAAGGUAAUGUGGACUAAAGUGUAUUGAAUUUAAAUACCAAUAUUGGACUGCUACUAUAGGUCUGUGUUCUUGGUGGGCACUCAAAGGCUGAAUUAGCAUAGACAACAUGAACAUGUGAUCCUCAUUUGCAUUACACUCCCUUUUUAGGAGUUGACAUGGGGUAUGUGUGUGCAAAUGGCUGACUAUUCACUUACUGUACAUGCUCCUGGACAAUGGUGUAAAUAACAGCAGAUGGGCUAGUGGCCUUGACCUGUUAUGACAAACAAAAGUUUUGCGGUGUUUGCAGGUCUGUUAGCAAGCAGUCCGAGUGUUCAAAGACUUUCGGUCAGUCCUAAACAGAGAGAUGGGGCACUCAAUUUGAUGAGUUACUCAAUCUCCUAAAAAAAUAUAUUUAAAAAAAACACACACACUAAUGAUUUAGUUUUAUUAGAUAUUUCUAUAUUUUCACGUGUACUAUUUCUUUAAAAAAAAAUCUUUGUCAAUGCUUCCUAUACAGUAGCUGUUUAGGAAGCAGAUCAAGGGAUUGGUUCUGUCCACUAAUGCAUACAUCUCUCUCUUAGUCUUUGGUUGAGUUCAGAAAAAUCUGCUUCACUCUACUUAAAGAUCAGCGUCAUAUGUAUGACUCUGUUCCCUCUGCUUUUCCACGUUAAGUGCAGAGACUGUUCCCUUUUUAGGGCCUUAUUGUACAAAAUACAGUGGGCAUGUGCAGUAAAUGCACCAUGAAGACUGCCUUUAGUUAUGUAUUAUACUGUUUGAUACAGCGCAGGUGAAGUCAUUCCAAGUUUUUCUUGUACAUUCCCAGAAUGGUCCGUUUUUUUUAUAGAUAAUGUAGAAAAAUACAUAAAGUGCACAUUUUCAGUGAUACCCAAGACUAUUGUGAAAUCCCUCUCUACUCUUAUGGUGUAGGCCAUUUGAAGUUAGACCUGUGUUGUCAGUGUGUAUUUGACCGUGUGGGAAAAACAAGCAACACGGCUAACUGAACCCUCGAUAUCAUGACUGUUUUUUUGUUGUUCAACAUUAUGCUACUUAACCUGUGUAGUCAUUCCCCGCUUUCCAUUACAGAUUGUUCUGUAUAUGUGCCUAAAGAUAUAUUUUUCUGGAAAAGAUAUCACAGAGAUUUACUUUCUGUUCAUCUAUACACAGGGACACAGUUCUGGCUGCAUGCCAUUUUCGUUUUGUAACGUGACCUUCAUUUGACUUGACUGAAGAUCCAUCAUGCUUACAUUUGCCGAUACAGUAGGACCAUCUCGUUUCAGCACUUUUCAUGAGCUUAUGAUGAGGUCAGAAGCUUUAAUAUUUGUAGCGCAAUUCAUUAUCAUUUUAGGGGGCAUAUAUAAUCAUAGGGGUUCUGAAUUCUGCCUCAAAAGACUUUAAAAAAAUAAAAAAAACUUACCCACCCCAAUGGUUGCUUGAUGUCUGAGAUGACAUCUUCACAUUACUGUAUUUGAUUUAUUUUAUCUUGUGUGAGGUGCAUUUUUCUUAUUUUUUAUCAAAUGGACCAUAUACAGUGGGGUCUGAAAGUAUUGCCACCCUUGAUAAAGAUGAGCAAAAAAUGACUAUAGAAGGAAUAAUUCAAAUACUGAGCUAUAUUGGAUGCAACAAUGGGGAAAAUAUAUUAUUUUCUAACACUGAGAUGUCCAUUACAAAAAGUUGAUUUAGUGGCAAAUUAUUUAUUUUUGGGGGGAUUUUGAUGUGUGCUUGGGGUUAUUGUGUUGAUGGAAGAUCCGUUUGCGGCCAAGUUUCAGCCUCCUGGCAGAGGCAAUUAGGUUUUUUGCCAAAAUGUCCUGGUGCCGGAUAAAGUUCAUGAUGAUUUUGACCUUAACAAGGGCCCCAGGACCAGUGAAAACAAAAUAGACCCAUAACAUCAAAUAUCCACCACCUUAUUUUACAGUAGGUAGUGCUGAGUGAUUAGUGCUUUUUGAGGUCGGUUGUGUUCCAAUUAUUUUAAAAAGUCAUCACAGUUUUCAAAUAUUUUUUUUAGACAAAUGCGCAAUGCAUUGUGGGUUGAAUGACGUAACAAAGCAGAAUAAAACAAAAAGUCCCAUGAUGGUAGUGACUGCCCGUUACUGCUUAUCACUUAUUAACCAUUUUAUUCAAAUUCCUUUAAUAAAAUAUUUCAGUUGUGUAUAUUACAUUUGUUUUAUUUGUUGACUUUAUUAUUUCAUUCCAAGUCAUCAUCUCAUCUCUAUAGAGCUGCUGCCUGACAAAUCACUAUUUUAGUAGUAAUUCAAAUUAAACAAGGCAUACUUUUUUAUGAAUGCUGAAUACCAACUAUCAAUCACUUAAGAUCAUGUAUUUUCAGGUAGAGAUACAUGCAUCUUUCCCUCUUGAUCGCACGUUCUGUGUUCACCCCAUCUCCGUGUCUGCUCCACAUAGACCGGACAAAUAGGCACGCACGGAAUUGAUUAUGGUCAUUGUAGUUAAUUACCAAGUUUAAACUAUGUAGAAUAUUUGCCUGUUUUGAACAAAAUGGAAUUCAAAUAAUUGAACCGACGUUGGUCAAUUAGUUGUUUAGGAAACGAAAAAGAAUCAACAUUUUGGUUUAUCACGCAGCAUAUUAUUUAUAGGGUUCUUUUCUGCUUAUGCAUUCUCAUUUCGACAACAAACCCACCAAUGGUGUCCGAGGUCAAAGAGCAAUGUUUUCAUCUGACCAAAGCACUGGUUCCAAUCCAACUGCCAAUACCAUUUAGCAAACUCCAGGUGUUUUACAUUUGUUGGAGGACAUGAAAAUGGAGCUCUUUAGCCACACACACCAGUGGUGGGUUUGGCGUCUAAAUGAGAAUGCCUAAGCAGAAAAUAACCUCAUACCUACUGUAAAAUAUGGGGGUGGAUCUUUGAUGUUAUUAGGUUAUUUUGCUUCCAGUGGUCCUGGGGCCCUUGUUAAGGUCAAAGACCGGAGCCAGACAUUUGACAGCAAAUGGAUCUUCCAGCAAGAAAAUAACCACAGGCACACAUCAAAAACCACAAAGAAAUGUUUAAUUGGCCUCAAAAUCAACAUUUUGCAAUGGCCACAUGGAACGACAGACUUCUUAUGGAAGUUUGUUCUGAAGUGUCUGUCCUAUAUCUGAUAUGUUAUAUAUAUAUAUAUAUAAAUUACCUUUAUUUAACGAGGCAAGUCAGUUAAGAACAAAUUCUUAUUUACAAUGACGGCCUAGGAACAGUGGGUUAACUGCCUUGUUUCAGGGGCAGAACGACAGACUUUUACCUUUUCAGCUCGAGGAUCCGUUCUAGCAACCGUUCGGUUACUGGAACGACGCUCUAACCACCAGGCUACCUACUGCCCCAAAAUAUAUAAGAAAGAUCAGGAAAUGUAUUUAACCCCUUAUUUCUGUCACUAAACAGUCUCCAUAUAUGCUUCCAAAAAAAAACUAUUCUGCAGUACCGGGUGACUUUCAUACGAGUCUUGUGAGGCCUAGAGCAAAACCGACAUGUAAGUGUUCAUGAGAGACCUUUCCACGGUUGUAGCCCAAACUGUUCAGAUGCUACAGACAGAAGUUGGCAGGUUGGCUGUACCGACUUCAGACGAGUCCCAAGUCGCUUGUGGGGGUCGUAAACGGAGAACACCGUUGUAUUCAUGAGACUCAUAUUUCCAUAGAGGGGUCAUAAUAGUUGUUAGGCCAAACCGUUUUGUGAGAAGACUGAUUUUCGGGAUGUCUCAUGGUCUGACAAACACUGCUCUAGCUGUCACCGCAGAUGCGGAAGUGCAACGUAGGCGGUUGCGGUGGAUUGAGAUGCAUCCAAUGCAACAAAAGAAUAUAUAUGAUGGAUUUUUAUGGGGAUUUUUGUAUUAUACUAAUUAGAUUUACGUGGGGGGUGCGGAUUUAAGGGGUUAAGAAAUCUACCGUCAUAGAGCUGGGACGAUAAACAGAAAAUCACCUACAUUGCCUUCCUCUUACCGAAGCAUUUUACCUACGUUGGUGAUUUUCGGUGAUUUUUGCCACACAACGUUCCUGUAGAUUGUUCUUAAACCAUUCUUUUUUUUUCAACAGUAGUAGCCUAUGCAUUAUGUUGAUUCCUGCAACGAAAGUACAGUAUCUAGUUAUCCCGGUUUUGCUGCCGGCUGCUCUCGUUCCCUCUUCGCGCUGUGUGCACGGAGGAGGCAGAGAUGCAUUCUGAGAAGCACAAACAUUAUGACCGUUGCUCAAAGUGUUGUUCUAGUUACCGAGAGGAGAGUUGCAGCUUUCUGUGAGUCGAUAUAAUGUAUUUCUCACCUCCUAAUAUCGAGUUCACGGCACCACUUUACAACCGGAGUGGGGUGUAGUUAAUAUGAUUUGAACGCACCCGGGUAGCAGAGCCGAGCGGAGCGUGUCAUUUACAGCAAAUAGGCCUACGUCAAUUAGCCUAGGCCUAGCACUGGAAAGUUUGUGUAGAACAUUAGCCUACAUUAACUGAUAGAUUAAUCAAUUAGCCAUGUAGGCUAAUUGAUUAAUCUAUCUAGCAACAAUAUCAUAGUUAGAGUUCGCAAUCUAGCUAAGUGUUUUGAGUUCCCCCUUCCUCAGGUGGCCAAUAUGCACAAAGAUGCUGGAAAAAUCCUCUGAAAAGCAAAACAAAACAAGAAAUCUCAUUUUGGAUCCUAUUUUGACAGGUUGAACAUCAAAAUGUCAAUCAUGCAAGUCAUGGAUAUGUUAGAUGACUGUACCGUAGCUUUUGAAUCAUAGGCUAUCAUCUCAGUUAUCUUUCCUGGCCUGCUGCUAAUGUAAAGUAACUGGCCAUUGGAAAAAAAAUAUAUAUUUGAUGUAUUUGUUAUUGAGCAAAAUAGUUACAUAUAUCACAAUAUUACUUUUCGUCCAUAUCGCCCAGCUGUAGUACCUCCCCCCAAAAUAAUUUUGCGUAAUUUAUCUCUGAUUUUGUUAUUGCAAAAAAAAUGUAUAUAUUUAUCGUGAUUAUGUAUGUUUUUCCAUAUCUCCCAGCUCUAAAUCAUGCCAUUUAAGGAAUUAACACCCAAAUUGUUAUUUUAGUUGACUUGGAUUCUCUCUAGAAUUACGCCCAGAUGACUUUGUCUUCACACUAAAGCAAAUCACUUGUGGUCAAGAGAAUACAACAAACAUUGUGAGAUCUUUUGUGAUAUAUGGUAAAUCAAUAUUGUUGACAAGCUAAAUUAUAUCUAGGUAUUGCUUUACAGUAAAUCUUGUGCUGAUGGUUUCGUGAGAAUUAAUUGAUUCCACACCACAGUAACACUAGUGGAAUGUAGUUUCAUUCUAACAAGCAAGUUAUUGUACUUAUUGAUAAUGUACCACUUUAACUUGACUUUUUGUAUUUAGAAAACAGUUUGUGGUUACUGUUAUACAAUUAUAUUGACACUGCAAAUAAGUGUUUCCCAAUUAAUUGAGUUUUCAUGAAGUAAGUGUUACCCAAUUAAUUCAGUUUCUUUUCUGCCAGUAGUUUUUUUUUAUACCCAUGAGCCACUGAAUAGGCUAUUCACCUUUCCAUGUGUAUUGUAAUGACCAAACUAGUUUUGAAUUUCUUUCUGAUGUGAAGGAAAUACAAAAAAAACUGUCCGAAAAAAACUGAUUUAAAGUGCAUUCCUUAGCGUGUUGUAUCUUAAAGAUUUGAUUAAUACAGUACAAAGUCUUAUUUAUUUUAUCAUUUCAAAAUGGAUACGCUACUUGUUAAAUAAGAGUAUGUAUAGUGUGUCUGUCGGUUUUAUCCUGCUGUACAUAUGUGUUCAGGCAACAAACAAAAAACCACAAAACAAAUCUUAUGACAAAAUCUCGACCAGUGAUGACUCAUACCUUUGUGUUAAUUCAACUAGGCUGCUGUAGCUAUAUGAAGUAAGAUGUUUUUGAUUAGACGACAAAUCGAGAAAUUACACAGUAUCUAUUUUUUUAUUUCUGAGAUUUUGUCAAAGGCUGUGGUUUUGCUGUUGAUGCCAAUCCAAUAAAACUGAAAAAUAAUGGGAUAAAUAAAAUCCAGAAAUAUUGCCUCUUUGAA
Oncorhynchus nerka (sockeye salmon) is the source of this 9391-nucleotide messenger RNA. Its product is annotated as G-protein coupled receptor 52-like. Gene Ontology annotation, cellular component: plasma membrane. Gene Ontology annotation, biological process: G protein-coupled receptor signaling pathway; phototransduction; cellular response to light stimulus. Gene Ontology annotation, molecular function: G protein-coupled photoreceptor activity. The coding region runs from base 1857 to 2975 and encodes 372 amino acids. The record is from RefSeq and is a predicted model, not a curated record. Lineage: Eukaryota; Metazoa; Chordata; Actinopteri; Salmoniformes; Salmonidae. The transcript has a single exon.